AUGAGGGCAUGUUUGGUGUUGGAAACUGUGACAGGUGUUUUGUACUGUUUUAAAUUUAAUAACUUUACCAAAUUACUGAACUUUACCAAUUGGUAUAAAUCAUUCCCAACACAAAUAGGGAGUAAAUUAAGGAAGAGAAUUGAUAAAUUCAAAGAGGAACAAAUUUUAGAGACAAAAUAUACAAACAACACACCAAUUGUAUCAACAGGAAAAUAUAGAUACCUGUCAAUGGAAAGGAAAAAGGACCACAAUAUAAUUCAUAAUGUAAUGCAAUCAGGUUAUAUUGAAAAUAGCCUUCCUUUUGAAUAUAGAGAUAAUCCAGAUUUCAUGUUAGAGUAUAUAAGGAGAAAUGUUGCUGCUUUUCUUAUAUGUUCAAAAAGACUUAAAUUUGAUCCUAGUUUUGUAGAGAGAGCUAAUGAAAUUGAUUUCUGCAUGGCAUAUAUUAAUGAUUCUAGAAAUUGGAAUAAUACUAUGAGAUUUAAAUAUGGCAAGGUUGUAAAUAUAGUGGAUGAUUUUCUUGUAAAAUAUGUAGAAGGAAGACAGAUAGUUCAAGUUAAUAAUAAUUACAACAAGAAGGAAAAUGAAUCACCACCUCCAAUUAAUGGAAAUCCACUAAUUGCCAAUCAUAAACCAGCCAUGGUAAGAGUGAAAGAAAAUGGACUCUACUUAAAGUAUUGCACCGAGGAAUUAACAUCCAAUAGAGACAUUGUAUUUACAGCAGUUCAAAAUAAUGGAAUGGCUCUCUCUUUUGCUCAUGUAAAAUUCAGAGAGGAUGUUGAGAUAGUUAGAGAAGCCCUUUUCAAUAAUCCAUAUUCUAUUCGAUUAAUUUCUACAUCAUUUCUUGACAAUAAUGAAGAAAUUAUUCUAAAUUUUAUGGCUAGAAACUUGUGCAACUUUGAAUACUUAAUUCCUUCCAAGUAUACUUCAAAUUUCGACCUGAUGAGAAAGGCCAUUAUUCUCAAUCCUCACAAUUAUUCAAGAACAUAUCCACCCUCAAUAACUCUUUCACUUAAUAAUGAAAAAAUUAAGACACUAAGACACGAUAAGGAAUUAAUAAUUCCCUAUAUUUGGUUUAAUCCAAACAAAAUACCGGCAUUAAUGAGAAAACUCCCAAUCGAAUGCAUCGACAGGGAUGUAGUCUUGGCUGUCAUACUUGCACCAAACAAUUUCAACUGUUUAGACAAAUCAUCUGAUUUUAUAUUGAGGAGAAAGAUGAAGUAUAAAGAGAUUUUAGAUAUUAAAUACAAGUUCUCCACCAAUAUACUCAUCAACUCAAUCUCAAUAUCAACAAUGAAAUCAACCUCAAUUAAUCAAGUUUAA
This is a messenger RNA of Naegleria gruberi, 1320 nucleotides long. RefSeq lists its product as uncharacterized. NCBI's taxonomy places the organism in Eukaryota, Heterolobosea, Eutetramitea, Acrasida, Naegleriidae. The coding region runs from base 1 to 1320 and encodes 439 amino acids. The transcript has a single exon. The record is from RefSeq and is a predicted model, not a curated record.